This is a messenger RNA of Nomascus leucogenys (northern white-cheeked gibbon), 2177 nucleotides long. It is a transcript of the gene PHF10, whose product is annotated as PHD finger protein 10. Gene Ontology annotation, cellular component: npBAF complex. Lineage: Eukaryota; Metazoa; Chordata; Mammalia; Primates; Hylobatidae. The record is from RefSeq and is a predicted model, not a curated record.
CUUGGGGGAGCCGCGGCCGAGUACAACGCUGGGCCGUGGGGAGCCAGGCGGCGGCGGGUCUGAGGGGAGCGGCGGGGCUGAGGCGGCCGCGGGGCUGAGGCGAGCGAGCGGCGCGGCUGAGGCGGCCGCGGGGCUGAGGCGAGCGAGCGGCGGGGCUAAGGCGAGCGAGCGGCGGGGCUGAAGGGACCCGCGGCGGCGCUGAGGCCAGCGGCGGAGCUGUGGGGAGCGUCGGUGCUGAGGUGGUGGCUUCGGCCAGGCGGAUUGGGCUGACGUGAGAAGCGCCGCCGCCGCUGGGCCUCCUCCAUUCCGGCCUGCAGCCCCGCGCCCUCCCAGCCUCUGGCGCCCUCCCGCGCGGGCGGCGCGCUGGCGGCGGCCAUGGCGGUGGCGGCGGCGCUGGCGGGCCGCGGGGCGCGCGGCGGCAGGGGCCGGCCCCCGGGCGGGCGGGCGGAGGGGGCGGGGCCGGGGCGGCGGGGGGCCCGCGCGGCGGCUGCGGCGGCGGCGGCAGCGGCAGCGGCAGCGGCCGGGACAAGGCGGAGGCGACGGCGGCGGCGGCGGCGCGGGGCGCUCGGGCUGAUGGCGGCGGCCGGGCCCGGGGCUGCGCUGUCCCCGCGGCCGUGCGACAGCGACCCAGCCACCCCCGGAGCGCAGUCCCCGAAGGAUGAUAAUGAAGAUAAUUCAAAUGAUGGGACCCAGCCAUCCAAAAGGAGGCGAAUGGGCUCAGGAGAUAGUUCUAGGAGUUGUGAAACUUCAAGUCAAGAUCUUGGUUUUAGUUACUAUCCAGCAGAAAACUUGAUAGAGUACAAAUGGCCACCUGAUGAAACAGGAGAGUACUAUAUGCUUCAAGAACAAGUCAGUGAAUAUUUGGGCGUGACCUCCUUUAAAAGGAAAUAUCCAGAGCGACGAGAUUUGUCUCACAAGGAGAAACUCUACCUGAGAGAGCUAAAUGUCAUCACUGAAACUCAGUGCACUCUAGGUUUAACAGCAUUGCGCAGUGAUGAAGUGAUUGAUUUAAUGAUAAAAGAAUAUCCAGCCAAACAUGCUGAGUAUUCUGUUAUUCUACAAGAAAAAGAACGUCAACGAAUUACAGACCAUUAUAAAGAGUAUUCUCAAAUGCAACAACAGAAUACUCAGAAAGUUGAAGCCAGUAAAGUGCCUGAGUAUAUUAAGAAAGCUGCCAAAAAAGCAGCUGAGUUUAAUAGCAACUUAAACCGGGAACGCAUGGAAGAAAGAAGAGCUUAUUUUGACUUGCAGACACAUGUUAUCCAGGUACCUCAAGGGAAGUACAAAGUUUUGCCAACAGAACGAACAAAGGUCAGUUCUUACCCAGUGGCUCUCAUCCCCGGACAGUUCCAGGAAUAUUAUAAGAGGUACUCACCAGAUGAGCUGCGGUAUCUGCCAUUAAACACAGCCCUGUAUGAGCCUCCUCUGGAUCCUGAGCUCCCUGCUCUAGACAGUGACGGUGAUUCAGAUGAUGGCGAAGAUGGUCGAGGUGACGAGAAACGGAAAAAUAAAGGCACUUCGGACAGCUCCUCUGGCAAUGUAUCUGAAGGGGAAAGCCCUCCUGACAGCCAGGAGGACUCUUUCCAGGGAAGACAGAAAUCAAAAGACAAAGCUGCCACUCCAAGAAAAGAUGGUCCCAAACGUUCUGUACUGUCCAAGUCAGUUCCUGGGUACAAGCCAAAGGUCAUUCCAAAUGCUAUAUGUGGAAUUUGUCUGAAGGGUAAGGAGUCCAACAAGAAAGGAAAGGCUGAAUCACUUAUACACUGCUCCCAAUGUGAGAAUAGUGGCCAUCCUUCUUGCCUGGAUAUGACAAUGGAGCUUGUUUCUAUGAUUAAGACCUACCCAUGGCAGUGUAUGGAAUGUAAAACAUGCAUUAUAUGUGGACAACCCCACCAUGAAGAAGAAAUGAUGUUCUGUGAUAUGUGUGACAGAGGUUAUCAUACUUUUUGUGUGGGCCUUGGUGCUAUUCCAUCAGGUCGCUGGAUUUGUGACUGUUGUCAGCGGGCCCCCCCAACACCCAGGAAAGUGGGCAGAAGGGGGAAAAACAGCAAAGAGGGAUAAAAUAGUUUUUGACUCUAAUACUGUAUAUGCAUUUAAGUGGAAUAUUUGGUGCCAUUUACAACAUUUUCAUUUUCAUGCCAAUAAAAAAUUUUUUUUUGCAAAUUAUGAGCUUAAAA